This is a messenger RNA of Perca fluviatilis (European perch), 2489 nucleotides long. It is a transcript of the gene chmp2ba, whose product is annotated as charged multivesicular body protein 2Ba. Gene Ontology annotation, cellular component: multivesicular body; ESCRT III complex. The transcript is spliced from 6 exons. The record is from RefSeq and is a predicted model, not a curated record. NCBI's taxonomy places the organism in Eukaryota, Metazoa, Chordata, Actinopteri, Perciformes, Percidae. Bases 174 to 818 code for a protein of 214 amino acids. Gene Ontology annotation, biological process: protein transport; late endosome to vacuole transport; endosome transport via multivesicular body sorting pathway.
CAGUCAGCUGAGGGAGGAGGAACUCCGACAACAGAAAGUCAACCAGGAAACCGAAGCUGCUGAACUGACCCACCGCCCUGGUGUGACGGCCAAACGGCGGUAUUAACGAUAGGAAUCACAGUAUAACAGUACAGGAUUAGCCUUUGGUAUUUAAGGUGAUACAAAGCAGCGACAUGGCUUCCCUUUUCAAGAAGAAGACUGUGGAUGACAUAAUCAAGGAACAGUCUAAGGACCUGCGUGGCACUCAGAGGCAGAUCACCAGGGACAGAGCAGCGCUGGAGAAGCAAGAGAAACAAAUGGAGGCCGAAAUCAAGAAAAUGGCUAAGAGUGGCAACAAGGAGGCAUGUAAGAUUCUGGCCAAGCAGUUGGUCCAGCUGAGGAAGCAGAAGAACCGCACAUACGCCGUCAGCUCUAAGGUUACCUCCAUGUCGACUCAGACAAAAGUCAUGAACUCCCAAAUGAAGAUGGCCGGCGCCAUGUCUGCAACAGCCAAGACAAUGCAAGCAGUGAAUAAAAAAAUGGAUCCACAGAAGACACUGAAGACAAUGCAGGACUUCCAGAAGGAGAACAUGAAGAUGGGCAUGACCGAGGACAUGAUCAAUGACACUUUGGAUGAGAUCUUUGAUGGAUCUGACGAUGAAGAGGAAUCGCAGGACAUUGUCAACCAGGUUCUGGAUGAGAUCGGCAUUGAGAUCUCAGGAAAGAUGGUGAGCGCUCCAGCUGCAGGAAAGAGCCUCCCCAGCGCCGCCUCAUCCAAACAGGCCACCAUCUCCGACGACGAGAUCGAGCGACAGCUCCGAGCUCUGGGAGUGGACUAAUUGUCCUCUCUGUAUUAAUGUUCACAUUAUAAACCAUGUGCAACAUUAAUACGACUUGAUACGGACUCUUUUAGACACAUUGGUUUUUGUUAUUGUUGAAAUGCUACAGGUGUAACAAAUGGUGUGUAUGUGCACACACACACACACACACACACACACACACACACACACACACACACACACACACACACUAAGACAUUCAAAGGCAUGCAGGCAGACAUGUAUAUUAACAUGCACAUACUCACACUUUCUUUGGCAGGUUGCCUUACAGAUCAUUAGGGGCAGAACGUCUGAUCUAUUUAUGCGAAAAUAAUAUUUAUUAUGAAACUGGAGUGGCCACAGCCUGAAGGUGGACCAAUAAUAGAUGUUUGACCUUAAGAGCUCUUAACCACCUACGCUGUCGUUCACCACCCAUCUCUGUCUUUAUAAGGGCUACAGUAUAUGAGACCAUGGGACUGGCUUUUACUCGUCUAAUGUUUUGGUGGAUCGGCUUUUACGUGGCUGAAGAUGGAUUGUCUUUCUCCAGCAAGUUUUAAUGAGAAAAAACAUGGUAAUUAAAAAGAGUUUAGGGGUUGUCGGUAACCAGAUGGAAAUCUGUAUUUCCUACUCGCGCCAUUUACACGAUUCACUUCCUCUGAGGCCAACUAUCCUCUACUCCAUGUGGAUGUUCUUCAUUGUGAUGUGGGUCAAAUAUCCUGUGGUGUCAGAAAUGGGACUCUUUACCAUGCAAGUGACAGGGAGAAAAAGCCUCAACAACUGACCACUGUCUUCACACAAAUGGCGACAGUGGUCAAUUAGCUAAUGAAUUAUCAUGUUUUUAAAAUCCUUACCAUAGUUACAGGAGGUGAUGUAACUCAGACAAACGUAUGCAUGUGAAAUGUAUAAGUGACUAGGGUGAGGCCUUUACUUCAUCAUAAUGCAUGAGAUGGAUUGAUCAUUUCAUUUGCACGUCAGAAGAUGUGAUGCUGUACAGAUUGUGUGAGAAAACGUAAUCAAACACAAACUAGGACUAAUGUAGGACUGGCAUAUUGAAGAGAUUUGAAUCGAUUGUUUGAUGCUACUGAGUAAUCGGUUCUUUUUAUGAUUCUCGGUUGACCUGAUUGUGUAUCUUAAAUUGGACAUGGGGUUUACAGCGAUUGUAGGAUGGCACUGGUCCUGCAGUCCCUCCUCUCUUUCAGCUGCUGUGCAGUUACUGUCAUAUGUUUUAAGCUGCCUCGCUCACAAAAAUACACACACACACACACACUACAGCAACAAAAUGAUGGAAGUGUUUGCUAAAAUUACACUGUGAUCCAAGAGAUGUUUCUCUUCUUCAGAGCUGAAGCUGGCUCUUCUAUACAGUCAUCAGUGACAGGGAUACAGUAUAUUAAGUCUUUGUUUUUCUCCCUCUGACCUUUUGUUCCCACAUUGAUUCCCAUUGCCAAAAGAAAUUGAAAAUGUUUUCAUUCUUGCAUGCAUCUGACAUGUACGAUACACAAUUCAUUGACUUUUUGUAAAUCAUUCUUCCCUCUACCUUUUCAACAGUCUAUAGUUAGUGGAAACAAACACAUUUCCACACUUUUUAAAAGGUGUAUGUAUACUCCUCUUUAUUUGUUUGGUCAUUGUAAAGUGACUGUUAAGGGUUUAUGGCUUUUGUAAUGAAUAAAAUUUCUUCAGGUACAGGUUGAUGAA